AAGAAGAGGACGUCGAAGAAGCACGGGAGACGCAGACGGUGGUGGGCAGAGAGAGCGACGGCUCCAGGCCGGCACGAGCGAGGUGAGAUGCGCCCCUAUCAUCCUGAUCGCUCUCAAUCGUCCGUGCAGUUUCUAUCGGGGUGCCCUCGCCAGCCAGGACGCGGCUUCGACGGCUAGCAACGAUAGCGGCGGUACAGGACCGGAGAACGCUCGCUCCGACAUCAGAACCGACCGACAUCGAGCAUCGGCGAAAGGAUAAAAUUUGAGAAUGGGCGGCGGAGAAUGGAGCGGUUGGUUGCAACGAUGCCGGCAGUCUCGGAGGCUCGUUCUCGUCAUCGUUGCCAUCGCAUUACUGUUGGAUAAUAUGUUGCUGACGACUGUAGUUCCAAUAAUACCGGAAUUUCUUUAUGACAUUAAACAUCCUAAUGCAACAUUAAGUGAACAUCUGGAAGGAAGCGCAGCUCGUCAAAGUACAGUCACCACUACAACAUCGCCAACGACAACUACAACGCCAAUAUGUCCUUGUGCUCCAAACGUAUCGGUUGCUUCUCAAGUAGAAUUUCUACGCGUUACAACUUCUUCCACCGAUCUACCAGAAGUUACCACGGUCAAUCUUACGUUGUCAGAGACGAAGGAAAAGGAACAAAGACAUCGCGAAUUACUGGAAGAGACCGUGGCAGUGGGAAUGAUGUUCGCUUCCAAGGCUUUUGUUCAAUUGUUGGCUAAUCCCAUUGUCGGGCCGUUAACCCAUAAAAUCGGAUAUAGCAUACCUAUGUUCACUGGAUUCAUCAUAAUGUUUUUAUCUACAUUAAUUUUUGCUUUCGGACGGAGCUACGGUAUACUUUUUCUGGCGCGAGCUCUUCAGGGUAUCGGUUCAUCGUGUUCUAGCGUUUCCGGUAUGGGUAUGUUAGCGGAAAGAUAUCAAGACGAUAAAGAGCGUGGUAACGCGAUGGGCAUUGCAUUGGGUGGACUAGCUCUUGGUGUCCUUAUCGGCCCUCCAUUUGGUGGAGUGAUGUACGAAUUCGUAGGAAAAUCUGCCCCGUUUUUGGUCCUCUCUGCAUUGGCCCUUGGUGAUGGAUUAUUGCAGCUUUUGAUGCUUCAACCGUCGGUCGUGUACACAGAAGCAGAACCACCGUCAUUAAAAUCUCUCAUCACUGAUCCCUAUAUUGUUUUGGCAGCUGGUGCGAUAACAUUCGCAAAUAUGGGCAUCGCUAUGUUGGAACCGAGUCUACCGAUCUGGAUGAUGGAUACGAUGGGCGCGAGUCGCUGGAAACAAGGAGCCACGUUUUUACCGGCGAGCAUCAGCUACCUAAUUGGAACGAAUCUUUUCGGGCCACUCGGACAUAAAAUGGGCAGAUGGUUAGCUUCCCUGAUAGGACUUGUCGUUAUUGGUAUCUGCUUGUUGUGUAUUCCACUGGCGAGAAGUAUCAAUCACUUGAUCGUACCAAAUGCGGGUUUGGGUUUUGCGAUCGGCAUGGUGGACAGUUCCAUGAUGCCCGAGCUAGGAUAUCUGGUGGAUAUAAGGCACACUGCUGUUUAUGGAAGCGUUUAUGCUAUUGGCGAUGUAGCAUUUUGUCUUGGUUUUGCUAUAGGUCCGGCAUUAAGUGGAACUUUAGUCAACAGUAUUGGUUUCGAAUGGAUGCUUUUUGGUAUAGCCAUGUUAAAUUUCGCUUAUGCGCCUCUCAUGUACUUCCUAAGGGCACCGCCGACCAAAGAGGAGAAAAAGUCGUUAAUAAUUGGUGAAAAAUCAUCUGUACGCUAUGUCACUUACCAGAACGAAGAAGAGGACCAAUGAAACAGCUAUUCUAAAUGUUUCGGAUACUCUGUUUUUUCUGCUCGUUAUUCUCUUAAUAUGUCGUAAAAGCACUACUUUUACAUUAUCUUAUUUUUUGUUCGUAUCAGUUCUUGCCUCUUAACUUUUGGCAUAAUACGUGAUAACAGCGAGACAAUAAUUCAUUCUUCUUUAUUUAACAUACAUAUAACUAAAUUGGAGAUAUCUGUGUACUGUUAUUUUAAUAAAUAAUAGAAAGAUCGACAAACAUCGACAAUAAGCACAACUGUUGACAUGCACUUGAUAACGUUUGGCAAACUAAUUACUAUAUAUAAAUGUAAAAUUCUUUGUAAUCAAGGAAAGCUUUUGCCGAUACUCUUUUGGAGGGAAAGACAAACGAUCUUACAAAUAGACAGAUUCGGGGAAUUCGCACAAUACCACACUUGGUAUUUAUAUAAAAAUAAUAUAUCCUCUCUCUCUCUAUAAAUAAAGAGAUAAAUUGCGCGCGCAUGCGCGUAUAAACGUUGAGAAUAAACUCACAUUCUCGAUCUCAUCUUUUCAAAUAAAUAUUUUCAGAUAAGAGUUAGCCAUUACGGGAGCGGAUACAUUGUUGUGAAAUGUAUUUCUGUGUAUUCUGCAUUAUCGGUACUUGUCUCAAACGCGAAAAUGGACAUACAAAAGUGUAUUGUAUAUUGUAUGUAACAAAGAGAUAACGGUAGAUUAAAGCCCAGUAGAAUGAAGCAAAAAUCGCGAAAAAUUAAAAAAACUAGUUAUACAGUAGCACGUGAGCAAAAUAAAAAGAUACGUUCAUUAGAAUAUAAAUGUUUCAAGGUACAUAAUAAGGAGAAAAAAAAUUACAAAAUGUAAACGAGAGUUACUCUUAAAUGUAAAGGUUUAGAUUCAGAAUGUACGUUGUGAGACUUACCGUUAAAAAUAAGUGCAUGAGAAAUGUAUGAGAAAACGCGAUGCGUAUGAUACGGAACAAAGCUACGAUAAUCGGUAUCGCGUGAUUGGUACAUCGAAUGGAAAAUGCCCAGUGUACUCUUCGAUGUGACAAAUUAUCAAAAACUUAUUCUCAUCGAAAAGAACCGCCCGACGUGGUUUCCCUGAAUGGCUGCAGGGAAACCGACGAGAGAAACCAGUCGGGUGUUUUAAAGGGUUCUUCGCGCAAUGUGAUUAAAUCGGAAUUUGCAUUUUCAAGUUGCGGAAACGACGCCGACAUCUCACACGAAGUACCUUGUGGCGCGUACGGUUUACCGAAUCUCGCUGAUCCUAUCGUCGCAGAGAGAAAAGAUAAGUCACGAGAGAGGAAGAGAAAGAGAGAGAGAGAGAACGAGUUCGAGCUUACGUUGCCGUAAAUCCUGACAUUUCUCGAUAAAUUCUUCAAGAUUAAUUUGUGUUUCGCGCCAUGUUUUCUGCUGCAUAAAGAAUUUAUGGAGAAGGUCGUAGGAUUUGUUGUGCGAUAGAAAGUAGUAUCCAUAAUUAAAAAGCAAGAAUGCAGAGGGAGACAGAGAGUGAGAGAAA
Molecule: messenger RNA, 3295 nt
Organism: Ooceraea biroi (clonal raider ant)
Lineage: Eukaryota; Metazoa; Arthropoda; Insecta; Hymenoptera; Formicidae
Gene: Vmat
Product: Vesicular monoamine transporter
Biological process (GO): transmembrane transport; aminergic neurotransmitter loading into synaptic vesicle
Cellular component (GO): terminal bouton; synaptic vesicle membrane
Molecular function (GO): serotonin:sodium:chloride symporter activity
Source: RefSeq, a predicted model, not a curated record